This is a messenger RNA of Salvia splendens (bonfire salvia), 922 nucleotides long. RefSeq lists its product as uncharacterized. NCBI's taxonomy places the organism in Eukaryota, Viridiplantae, Streptophyta, Magnoliopsida, Lamiales, Lamiaceae. Bases 228 to 584 code for a protein of 118 amino acids. The record is from RefSeq and is a predicted model, not a curated record. Gene Ontology annotation, molecular function: structural constituent of ribosome. Gene Ontology annotation, biological process: translation. The transcript is spliced from 3 exons. Gene Ontology annotation, cellular component: mitochondrial large ribosomal subunit.
AGCAGGCGGCGCAUUCCUCUCCAUUCGCUUCUGAUUCCUCCCAAACCAUACUUGUACUCUUCUUCAACAAAAUUCGACCAUAAUUCUUUCCUUUUUGAUAAUCACCAGUAACGCCAUUUCACUCUAGAAACCUACUUCUCCUUCAUCCAAAGAAGCGCAUUUGGCGUUGGUGCUGAUGAUUCGGGUGAGUUUAUAGACGCUGAUAUUCAGGGUGUUGGUCCAUUUCGAUGCUAAGAUACGGCUUCCGGCGUCUGGCCCACUCAUUGGCUCAACCUGCGCCGUUGGCGACUGCCAUCAACCACCAUUUCAGUGUCACAUUGCCGCCGCUUGUUUUACCGGAAAAUCAUGACGAAAAUAUUAGUGGAUCUCAUUUUACCGAUUCGCCCUUUUCCGGCGGAGCUAUGGAGCUGAUGGCGGUCCCCAAGAGGAAGGUUUCUCCACACAGGAGAGGUAUUAGAAAUGGACCAAAGGCUUUGAAACCUGUCCCAGUAAUAAUCAAGUGCAAGGUGUGCGGCCGUGUCAAGCUACCUCACUUCUUCUGUUGCAGCGGGAUCAAGCCAAAUUCUGAAGAAAACAACAAUUAGAAAUAACUGCCUUAUGUGUUCUUGAUCUGCUGCACAAAUUGAAGUUUAUAAGAGGAAAUUUGAUCUGCUGAGCACGUCGUCUCUUAGAUUUGUCUGUGAUCAUUUUUAUCAGAUUAUGUACUCUUCUUUGCUUGCUUUUUCUACUUCUUUUGGUAGACAUUUUGCAGUUGUUGAUCAGGAUGAGGUUCUCUGCUCAGUGCUGAAUAAUGCUCAUGUUAAAUUUUGGGCGCUGUGUUCUGAUUUUUAGAGUUAUAUUUUAUUGCUGCUGAUAGAUAUUGGAUAAUUAUUGUAUUUCAUUUAUUUUGGUUUUAACUAUCCUAUGUCGUGUGUGCUAUAAA